Eurytemora carolleeae is the source of this 637-nucleotide messenger RNA. RefSeq names its product stress-induced-phosphoprotein 1. Gene Ontology annotation, biological process: cellular response to misfolded protein; protein quality control for misfolded or incompletely synthesized proteins; protein polyubiquitination. Gene Ontology annotation, cellular component: cytoplasm. Gene Ontology annotation, molecular function: protein-folding chaperone binding; ubiquitin protein ligase activity. The record is from RefSeq and is a predicted model, not a curated record. Lineage: Eukaryota; Metazoa; Arthropoda; Copepoda; Calanoida; Temoridae.
UCAUGAUUAAAAAUUUUUUAGGCCAGUGAUUAAGAAGAAGUUUGUAUCCAUAACUCAGCAGCUUCUUGAAGGAAAAGAAUCCGCAAGUUCACCCGAUGAAGGUUCAUCAAUUAAAAAGUCUGGAGCAGAUUUUAUACGGGGAAAAUAUUUUGAAAAUGUAAAGGAAGACGAGAUAAAGAAGAACAAGAUCAAAAUUACUGUUUGCCUUCAGAUUCCGAAUGGUGACCGGUUAUCACAAGAGUUUCCCUCGUACUACAGCUUAUAGGAUGUCAUCUCUUCCUGGGCGGAUAUGCUGGGAGAUGGAUCAGAGGGCGAGGAAGGUGUGGUGGUGUGUAUGGGAAAUGAAUUUGCAGGGUCAACUAUCAGAACAACAACUCUAAAAAAUCUUCAGCCAGUGAUGGGUAAAGUUGAUAUCAGAUUUUUCUACAAGAAACCAAAGGUGAAGGGUCAAGCCAGGGAGACUUUUGUGAAGGAUGAUGAGGAACCUGAUGUUCGUCACCUGUCAGAGUAUAGAGAUGAACCAGGGGCCAGUAUUUCGUUCUCACGUAGGAGUAGUCUUCUCUCCCCACCUGUAACUGAUACAAGCAAUAUGAAGGAACCAGAUCUAUUCCCAGUUUUAUCAAAGGAUUGUAACAAG